Messenger RNA from Volvox carteri f. nagariensis, 8937 nucleotides. RefSeq names its product flagellar-specific protein Ssa14 (gene ssa14). The record is from RefSeq and is a predicted model, not a curated record. Gene Ontology annotation, molecular function: cysteine-type endopeptidase activity; FAD binding; cysteine-type deubiquitinase activity. Lineage: Eukaryota; Viridiplantae; Chlorophyta; Chlorophyceae; Chlamydomonadales; Volvocaceae. Gene Ontology annotation, cellular component: nucleus; cytosol. Gene Ontology annotation, biological process: protein deubiquitination. Bases 1 to 8937 code for a protein of 2978 amino acids. The transcript is spliced from 44 exons.
AUGCCCAGAGGGGUGAAGGGGAGGAAGAAGGCGGCAGGCGUGGGAGCGGGAGAGGCAGCAGACUUGCUAAAUGCCAUCCACCAGCAUGGGCUUGAAGAGCAGGAAAUUCUGCGUGUACUUCAGGUGGAGCAGGCGCCAUGUGAUCAUGCCAGAAGCCCCUGCCGUGUCAGCCGGAAGGAUAAUGUGACAUGCUUCUGCCAGCUGGUGCCAGCGGGGACCUCCUUUCGAAAGAAAGGCCUCUGGCAAAAGGAGCAAGCACAUCUGGGUACCUUGGGACGAGAUCCUGUGGAAGAAAAGCGGGAGGACCCCAGGAAGCCAACUGGCUUACGCAACUUGGGCAAUACCUGCUACGCGAACGCAGCGCUCCAGUGCCUUUUCUCCAUCCCCAGCCUCCGCAACGGCAUCUUCAAUGCCGAGCCCAAGGUUGCGGCGCACGACAUCUUCCGCCAGCUGCAGUCUCUCUUCCUGCAAAUGCAGUUUGGGCCCCGCAGCAGUGUGGACACAGAGGCUUUGGCAAAGACGCUGGGCCUCAACCAUGCGAUCCAGCAGGAUGGCCAAGAGUUUCUAAAGCUGCUGCUGACCCGCGUGGAGCAGAUGCUCAGCAAGUCGAGCGACCAGGCUUCCCGGUGUCUGGUGCAGCGGCUCUUUCGGGGAGGGUUGUCCUACGUCACCACAUGUCAGCGCUGCGGCCGUGACUCUGCCAGCUCGCGGGAGGUGCAGGACUUCUACGACCUGAUGCCGCAAGUGCGGGGCUUCGCGUCUCUUACGGAGAGCCUGGCCGCAAUCCUGCAUGCGGAGUCCUUGACGGGCGACAACCGCUACCGCUGCGAGUUCUGUUCCGACAAGGUGGACGCGCUGCGGCACGUGCGGCUUCGGAGCCUGCCGCCGUACCUGUGCCUGGCGCUGCAGCGCUUCUACUUUGACCCGCGAACUGCUGACAAGGCCAAGGCACUGGACAAGUUCGGCUUCCCUCUGCAGCUAGAUUUCCGGCAAGUGCUGGCGGCAGCGGCAACGGGCAACUCGGAGGGGUCUCCCGCCGCCGCGGGCAACCCCGCCGCUGCCGCUGCUGCCACGGCGGCGGCGGCGCUUGAGGUGCCGCAGUACGCCGCCGGCACCCCGUUGUACGAGCUGGUCGGCAUCCUGAUCCACAAGGGCUCCCAGGCCAGCAGCGGGCAUUACGUCGCGCACAUUAAGGACCAGGUGACGGGCCAGUGGUGGCGAUUCGACGACGACAGCGCCGACUGCAUAGGCUACAACCCCACAGCCGCAUUCCAGGCGGAUCACGGAACCGGGGCCGCCGGGGCCGCAUCUGCGGCUGCUGCAGGAUCGGACGCCGGCGGAAAGGUAACUGCAGGCGCCUCUCGCAAGCGUUCUGCGGUUGGAGACCCCCGGGAGGAUCCCGACUACGACCAAGACAGGGAGCUGCGCGAGCAGCAGCAGCACCCCUACGGCGACGGUGAUGGUGACGGUGAUGGUGAUGGUGAGUCCGGGCCCCAGGGGGCGAAAGGGGGCCGGGGCAGGAAGGCGACGGCCGCCGCGCGGGCGGGUCGGUCCCGAGGGACCCGUGGUGCGAAGCGUGCAGCUGGUCCCGGCCGGGGCCGCGGCCGCGGCCGCGGGCGGGCUGCCGCCACCGCCACCGCCACCAUGGAUGACUCCGACAGCAGCGAAGGCGAGAUGGCGCGUGCCAUGGCGGCUUCGCUGGCGAUGCAAAACGGAAGCGCCAUGGACGGCUCCGCAACAGCGGCGAAUGACGAGGAAGAGAAUGUACGGCGUGCGCUGGCGGCCAGCUUGAAGGAGGCCCGCACGGGCAGUGCUGGUGCUGCUGGUGAUGGUGGUGAUGUGAUGGUGGUGCUGGCGGAGAGCGUACGGCUUCAGGCUGUAGCCGCUGUCCCCAGCAGCCCCGCAUGUGAUGGAGUCCGCGCAAAACCUACCGAUUUGGGCCCCGGUCGCAUGAGUAUGUCUCCAUCUCCUGCAGCAGGAGGACAAGCAGCAGCAGCAGCAGCAGGUAUCGCGGUUGGUGGAGAGGUGUUCGGGACGGCGGUGCACCUCGGUGCUCAGGCGCUAUGGGCCGCCAUGGACGGCGGCGAGGGGGCCCCCCCCGGCGGCAAGGGGUUCCCCGCCGCAGCUGCCGGACUGACAGCCGACGGCUGCUCAGAGGGCGGCGGCCCGGCGGCCCAGCACCCGACGGGACCUGGCCAGGUGGUGGUGUCCGCCAAUGCCUACAUGCUGGUGUACCGGGCGGUGGACUUGGUCGAGCCGGCCGUGGUUUCGGAGACGUCCGCGCUGCCGGAGGACCUGCGGCGCACCGUGGCCGCCACGGCUGCGGAGUUUGCGGAGCGGUGCGAGGCGUACCAGCGGCAGCGGCAGGCGCUCAAGGAACAGGGUACCCUGGGUUACUGGGUGCCCUCCGCGUGGCUGGAGCAAUGGGCAAAUGACGAGGGCUCUCCGUCGCCGAUUGACAACAGCGCCAUUAUUGCCAGCUCCAGUCUGGAAGCUUCCGGAAAGCGAGGGGAGGGAAAGGCCCGCCAUGCAGUUUUGUUCCCUGCUAUCGCCGCAGCGCACGGCGGGGGCCCUCCACUGGCGGCCGGUGACGUGUGCCGCGAGUGCCUGGCCAACAACUUCAACGCCACUCUGUUGGGCAGCCAGGCCAACAAAGUACGGUCCCGUGUGGCCGCCAUCUUGGAAGAGGCGGCGGCGGCGGCGGCGGCGGGGGGGGGGGAAGAGGCUGUGGACGAUGAGGUGGAGUGCAUGGGCGAGAAAGAGGCUGGUGGAGGGUCGUUCGCGGCGACGGCAGCGGCCGGUCGUCGAUUCUGGGUGUCGAAGAUGUGGCUGCAAGGGUGGUCCAAGCGCCAGGGCGCCUCCGUCAAGGCCGAGAAGUCGCCCACCGCGGACCUAGCGUGUCCCCACGGCCAGCUGCUGCCCGCCGCCAUCGUCAAGUCGGCUCGCCGCGUCGCUGUGCCCGGAGAUGUCUGGUGCUUCCUACGGGACUUGUGGCGUCAGCAGCGGGUGCGAGAGGCGCAGGAGGCGGCGGAGGCCCGCACCUCGGCCGCUGCCAAAACCGGCCGCCGGGCGGCAAGCUGCGGCGGCGGCGGUGGCGGCAGCAGCGCGGCGCCAGAAGCCGCGGACUGCCUGGACCUGACGGGCGAUGAUCUGGGGCCUGGUGCUGGCGGCGACGCCGCCGUCGCUGCCGGGAAGCCGGUGGCCAGCAGCAACGGCAAUGGCGACAGCGACGAUGACGGCAGCGUGGUGGAGGUCAUGGAGCGGUCGGCGGGGGGUGGCCGGGGGGAUGAGGCAGAGGAUGCGCCGGAAGCUGCCGCCGGCGCUGUCCCCACCGUGCAGGAGCUCGACGCUCUGUGCCCCGAGCUACAGGUCGGCCGGGUACACGAGUGUCUCAUGUGCCGUACUGCGGCGGGGCAGGCGGCGGAGGCUCACGCGGACACUCGGCGACAGGUGGAUGCGGAGAGGGCGGCGCUUGGGGGCUUGGCUGGGGAGGUGGUGCCCACUCUGGAGCCUGGCGGGCGGUAUUACUUGGUGCCCAGGCUAUGCCAGCAGGAGCCUGAACAGGACGCUUUACGAGUUAUCCAGUCGGACGACUGGCGGCAGCUCUGCAGACUGUACGGCGCUACGGACGCCACGAUCUGGCGGUCCCGGCCUGCAGGCCCGGCUGCCGUGGUGGCGGACGAUGAUGGCAUCCGCAGCCGUACACCGCUGCGGAAGGGUGUCCCCGGCGCAAAUGGCGUCAACGCCGUCGGCCACGGCCACGAUCGCAUCAACCUGGUUGAUGGCGACGUCGACGAUAAGGGCGCUUUUGGCGUCCAGGGCGGCGGUGACGGCGAUGACGACGCCGUCAUGGUCGCUGUUGGAAGUCCAAGAAGCACUGCCGGCGGAGCCGUCACUGCUAAGGCUGAUGCCGUCGACGCCGUCGACGGCUCGGUGCGCUUGGCCGCCGUACACCACGGCUUUACCGCGGAGGUGGUCCUGCUCCCGCCGUCGGCAGCGGCAGUCGAUGUCGGCGAUGCCGAUUCCGUCGACCUUUCGCCGCCAGCGUCGGUGCAGCGCGAUCGCAACGCGCAAAGAGAUCAGCCCUGUCUGGUUCCGGAGCUGCGCGUUUGGCCGCCCGUGUGUCCGCAGGCGCUAGCGGAACACAACCGUGCGGCACGGGAGGCCCUGUUGUCGUACCAGGAGGCCGAAAUUAUGGUCGAGCUGGUUCCGGCGGAUGAGCUUGAAGGAGCGUUCCGGGCCACCAUCCAAGCUCCCGAGCGCAAGUCCCGGAGGAGCCGCAAGGGGCGCCUGGCACUGACGGUCAGCAACACCACUACGUUACAGCAGCUGAGGUUGCGGGUGUUCGAGCAGCUGUCCAUACACCCGCGCAACCAGUCGCUGUACGUGCGCGGCGAGGGGGGCUGUCCACGUCUGCUGGAGGGCGACGACCUGAGUCUAGCCCAGCACGAGGUACUCCCCGGAGAGGAGGUACGGGUGGUGCGGCGCAAUGUGGUGCAUGACGAUGACGACGACGACGAUGUGGUGAAGCUGCUGGGGGAGGUGGAUGGUGGCCCCAGUGGCAAGAAGCGUCAAGUGGAGGAGGGCUUCAAGAACACCGCCUUGCACGGCGACCUGCCGCCGCACCAGCACCAGCACCAGCACCCGCACCAAGAGCAGCAGCACGGAGGUGGGCCACAAACACACGCGGCCGCGACACGAACACAAACCCAAGGACACAGGGUGUGGCCCGAGAACUACGGCAUGAAGGCCGCAUACCGCGAGCCUUCCCCGACCAAGGCUCGUGCCGUGUGGUACUACGAUAUCACACCAGAGCACAGCUUCUGGCGGCCGCCUAGUAACCAGAGGGAAAUGGGAAUGGGGGUGGGAAUGUCGGUGGUGGGGGUGGGGGUGAUGAUGGUCGCAGUGGGCGCGCUGAGCCACUUGCGGGGCCCUGAGGGACGACAAUCACGCUUGGUGUGCCCGGCCAUCAAGCACCCCGUUGGAGCGGUUGGUACAGGCGGCAGUAGCCUGUUCACGGCGGUUGGGACGAGCAAGAAUGACCCCAUAACUGCAGAUAACAGCAAUAACAACAACAAGCAAACUGCUUCCAAACAUGUUGCAUUAGUAGGUUCUGAACUAAUCGCAAAGCUGCUACAAGAGCAUUUCAAAGAGUACGACUACGACGGGUGGGAGGGCCGAUCUGAGGUUCCACUUGGUGGGGUGGUGGCUGCUCUGGUUCGCAUUGGCGCGGCCGCUUUGUCCGGCAGGGCUGGCGGUGGCUCUGCUGCCGCUGUGGCUGUUGGCCUCCCUCUGGUCGUACAUAUGUACAUGGAAAUACCACCACCACCACCACCACCACCACCACCUACCACCCCGGGAGCGGUAGAACCAGCUCGCGCACUGCUUUUGAAGAACUGUAUUCGAUCGCCACUGUAUCGAGCAGCAGUGAGGUUUCCUCCCCAAGCCCUUUAUGCGAGUGAGUGUGGUUUUCCGCAGCUCGAGCACCAUUACCCCAAGUUUAUAACCACUUCCGUCUCCGGCAGCGAUCGCCUGGCACCGGCAAAGCUCUUUGGCGAAACAACCUCCACCACCCCGGGCGGCAGCCGCAGCCGCAGUGACGGCAGCGCUGCCGCCUUCAACCGCCUCGAUCGCAAACAUUCCCAUAAACUCAUCCUCGAGUCCCUCCCCCCCGCCGCCAACACCGCCAUCAGCCCGCUUGACUCCUCUGAAGCAGACGCGCUGUUCUGGCUCCCACAAGCCCCACACGGCACGGCACAGGGCCCCUGCCACACCCCCACCCCCACCUCCACCCCCGGCCCCGCCAUCAUCCCCCCCGGCGCCAGCUCCCCAAUGAAGCCAGCUCCCCACACAGGCACCUGCUGCUCUUGCCGAGGCUGUAACGCCAACCAGGGCAUUCUUAAAGGGAGGAAGGCGGGGGCGGAGGAUGGCGACGAUGAGGUGGAGCUCCGCCUCCGCCUCAUUGCGGAUCUCCUGUCCCAGCUGGUCUCGGAGACGCGGGAGGAGGGCCGCGAAGUGGACCCGCGGGUGGCCAGGGCGAUGAAUCUAGCGACCUCGCAGACCGUACAACUACCACCACAACCGUUACAACCAUUUCUGGAGCCCUUAUCGGGGCCGUUAUUAGGUUCGGAGCCGCCGCCGGGCCCAGAGCCCACGUCGAUGCGGUUGACGCCGGGUUCGGAGCCGGAGCAGCCGCCGCCGUCGCCGGCGGCGGUAGCAGGUGCUGUUGUUGGCGGCGGUUGUGGGGGUUGUGGAGCAAAGAGGGUUUCGGAGCUGGCCAGGUCCGCGGCGGAGGUAACGAGGACGGCGGCUGUAGCUCUGAGGCGCAGUUUGCACCAACUUAAGGAGGCUGCGGCUGUAGCCACGUUAGCGGCUACUGCCGCUACCGCCGGUUCUGCUGCUGCUACAGCUGUAACGUCCUCCCGCUUGCCUGGCCAAGGUCGCAGUCAACUAAUCAUCGAACGAGGCGCCUACCCGGGCGGUACGGCAGUGCCUGCAUCAACACCGCCAUCAAAAUCAGCAGCAGCGUCAGUGUCGGCAUUAGCACUGCCGUUAAUGCCACCGCCGUCGGUGGCCCUCCGUCGGGUUGGCUCUGCACCGUCACAGCAUCAGCAGCUGCUGCAGCUCGAGCAGCGGCGACAAGCCGAGCUGGCAGCACAGUGCGCCCGGCUACAGCGCCAGUGCGACGGUUUAUUGUCGUACAUUUCCUUGCUCAGCGGGAGCGCCUGUGCCGCCGCCGCCGCCGCUCCUGGUGCGGGGCCGCGGGAGCGGGCUGCUGGUGUCCAGGUGCUGCUGCCGGCGGCGGCAGUGACAGGGCCGCCACCGCCGCCGCCACCGCAAUGUGCGGAUGAUAGGCGGCACGGUAGGCUGCUGCGACUUGUGGCGGCGGUGGAGGAGCAGACAGGAGCCGCCGCCACCGUCGAUGGCGCCGCCGAUGCUGCUGCGGCUACGGUACCGCCCGUGCCCCGAUCCGUACUUGACGGCCUGCGAGGCGUUCUGCAACAACUUAGGGAUGGCGGCGGCGACGACAACGGCAGCGGCGCGGCCGGUGCUGACGUCGGCAGCGCCGGCAACGGCGUGUCUCUGCUUCCGUUGCCGCCGUCGCCGCAACCGGGCGUUAGGGCGCCGCGCCCGGAGUCCAGCAGUCCACUUGCUAAUGCGGACGGAAAUCGCGCGGCGUCCGCGGAUCAAUUAUUGUUUGGCGGCGGCGGCGGCAGUAGCAGCUACGAUGCAGCUCCCGUGGCGGAGCUACGGCACGGUGGCGGCGUCUUCGCCUCGGCAGUUGCCGCCGCCGCCGCCGCUACAGCCCUGGAAGACUGCGCCCUUCAGUUUGCGCAUUUGGAGAUUGUGUCGCUAACUACGCAGCUGGGGGCGCUAAGUCACCAGCGUGAGGGUCUGCGGGCUCGCGCCAGUGAGCACGACGCGGCUCUACAGCUCCUGGCCAUUAACGAAGGGGAGGCCCUGCUGGAGGCCCAGCGACUGAGGCGCCAGCUGGCUUCGGAGCGGGCGGCUCGGAUCCGACUGAGUGCGCAGUGCGACGACCUUCGGAACAUGGUUUUGUCGGGUCUCCCGUACCUGACCGGGCAGUCCCCCCUUGGGCCACUGCCGCACGGCGUCUCCUUUGAUGGCUGGACCAGCAUUAGCGACGCGGAACGAUACCUGCGUGAGCAGAACCCCUACCCCCGUGCACUCGCUUCUGUGGACGAGCUGGAGGGUGGGCCGUACACCGGGCGCAAGGCAGUGGUAGUGGGUGCGGGUCCAGCGGGCUCGGUGGCGGCCAUGUUCCUGGCCCGACAGGGCUUCCGAGUGGACGUGUACGAGCGUCGUCCCGAGCCCCGCAACGACCCGGUCGACACAGGUCGUGCCUACAUCAUCAUUCUGAUCCCCCGGGGUCAGGCGGCGCUCAAUGAGUUGGGCAUCAAGCUGCCGGCUGACGAGCACUUCAAAACCCUGGGCACCGUCAGCCACAACGUGAAGGGCAAGGUCCGGAUAACGUUCCUGACAACUGGCGGUAUGAUGGCCCCCUCAAGGGAGGUGUCGUACGACCUGCUGGUGGGCGCGGAUGGCGUGGGGUCGCAGGUUCGAUCCGCGUUGUCGUCACAUUGGUCGGAUUUCAGUUUGGAGAUUGACGACAGUGGUCGGGAGUACAAGGUGUACAUGGGGCUGAAGGGAGACAUCGAGCCGGAGGAGUUCAAGGGCCGUACGGGCGCCUCUCUGCACCUGUACACCUCGGACGACCCCUUCACCUCCUUCACCGCACACUCCAAUCCGGACGGCACCUACAGUGGCACCUUCUCCGUACAGACCGGCGGCUUCAAGUCUCUCGGCCAGCAGCCUGCCGACUACGAGGCCUUCCUCAAGUCUAAGUUCCGCGGCAUCCCGGACGCCUGGCGGGCACCCGCGGCCGCACAGCUGGCAGCCAACCCGCCCAGCCCCGCGGGGAAGCGUGUGCGGGUUAGCCACCUGUACGGCCCUGGUUGUGUGCUGCUGGGGGAUGCGGCGCAUGCGGUCACGCCGGUUUUUGGCCAGGGAGCUAACAGCGCCUUGGAGUCGUGUCUGGUGCUGAAUAAGGCCCUUACGGAGGCUUCUGGAGACCUGGACGCCGUGCCACGAAUCUUUAACGACAACCGACUGGCUGACGUACACAGCUUGUACGAACUGGAUAGAAAGGCGUACAGCUUCUUCCGCCGCAAGGGCCCCUUCGAUCCCGACUUCCUUCAAUUGUUGGCUCACGUGAUUUUGGGCACUCUGCUGUCCAAGAUUGUGCCGUUCUUGUACGGCCCCAAGCCCGCGCUGCUGCGCCUGGGCAGCGGCAUUCCGUACUCUCAGAUUACGGCUGCCGUACAGCGGGACGCCAAACUUGCCGUGGUGCUGGGUGUUGCGCUGCUUGUGGGGGCGGUGGUUACUCUGGUCGCCAAGGCUCUCAAGGUCAUCUAA